Epinephelus lanceolatus (giant grouper) is the source of this 2926-nucleotide messenger RNA. RefSeq names its product cysteinyl leukotriene receptor 3 (gene cysltr3). The record is from RefSeq and is a predicted model, not a curated record. Gene Ontology annotation, cellular component: plasma membrane. Gene Ontology annotation, molecular function: G protein-coupled receptor activity. Gene Ontology annotation, biological process: G protein-coupled receptor signaling pathway. NCBI's taxonomy places the organism in Eukaryota, Metazoa, Chordata, Actinopteri, Perciformes, Serranidae.
GGAGGGGUGAUGAUCAGACGGAUGAACACACAGACGGCCGGUGGAGAGAUGGAGCUGUGACAGGAUGAGCGGCCUGCUAACCAAUCCCGUUGGCAACAACUCCUCGGUGCUGGCGGCAUGUUUCCACAACGACGAUGCUUUCAAGUACCGUGCCUACACCUUCACCUACCUACUGCUGUUUCCUGUGGCAUUCCUCUGCAACAUCGGAGCGCUGGUCGUCUUCUUCCUGCAGAGCAGCCGCAGAAACUCCGCCUCCUGCGUGGUCAUGAUGAACCUCGCCAUAUCAGACGGCAGCUUCUCCCUCACCCUCCCGCUGCGAUUGGCUUAUUACUUCAAGGGCGGGGUGUGGCCCUUCCCUGAUUGGCUGUGUCGACUGUGCGUCUAUGGCUUCUACGUCAACCUGUACACAAGCAUCCUCUUCCUCACACUUCUGAGCGUGCUACGUUGGCUCGCCGUGGCCCAUCCCCUUCGUCACCGCACUCUGGCCACGCCCACUCGGACAUUACUGGUGUGUCUGGGAGUCUGGCUGUUUGUGGGCGUAUCCUCCGCCCCCUUCCUGUCCAAUGGGGUGAGGAACAGGGCAGGGUUUCCUCGUUGCUUUGAGCCAUCCAGCCCCUCCUCUUGGGGGCGUGUCCUGAUCUUAAACUACGUGGCGGUGGUUCUUGGCUUCCUCCUCCCUUUCCUCACCAUCAUCUUUUGCUACAGCAGAAUCAUCCGGCGCCUGAUGGCCCCCUUCAGCACCCAAGGCAGCAGUCAGUCCAACAACACUCGCCACCGCAACCGACGGCGCUCAGUUCACCUGGUCACCAUGGUGACGGUGACCUUCCUAUUUUGCUUUUUGCCCUAUCACGUGAUACGAUCUCUGCACCUGCAUGCUGUCUGUGAGCACUGGAACUGUGCUGUCACAGUGGCGCUGCAGCGGGUAGUGGUGGUGACGCUGUGUCUGGCGGCGUCCAACAGCGUGGUAAACCCACUGCUGUAUUACUACUCCACCAGGACGUUCAGAGACAACAUGAGGGACGCUCAGUCCUCUCUGUUGUCCAGCAGGGGGACGUCCAUGAGGCAGGGACUGUCUUUGAUGAGGAGAAGGAACACCACCUGAGAGACUUGGAUCAGAGUCGACGCUGCAGCUAAAAUUAACUCCUUCCUUAUUUCCUAAAAUAUUCUGCUUCCUGCUGAAAACACCACGCACAUUUUAUUUAUUUCAGUGAAAACAAAUAUUUAUAGCAUUCGUCUGAGAAAAAGGAGUCGCUUUUCUGCCUAAUGUGGACGAAAAGAAUUUGGUGAAAGUAUGAGACAGAAGUCACCGGCAGCUCUGCAGACAGUAGUCAUUCAGGAGGAGGGUUCAGAGGUCACUGAGGUGUGGUUGCGGAGUCCAGGGGUCGUUGAGAAGAGUCCAGGUGUUGUUGAGGAGUCCAGGGGUCAUAGAAGAAAGUCCGGGGGUCGUUGAAGUGAGUUUAGAGGUCACUGAGGAGAGUUCAUGGGUCACUGACGAGUCUGGGGAUCAUUGAGGAGAGUUCAGGGGUGGUUGAGGAGUCUGGGAUUUUUAAGGAAUCCAGGGGUUAUUUAGGAAAGUCCAGGGGUCAUAGAGUAGAGUCCGGGGGUCGUUGAAGAGAGUUCAGAGGUCAUUGAGCAAAGUUCAUGGGUCAUUGAGGAGUCUGGUGGUCGUUGAGGAGAGUUCAGAGGACAUUGAGGAGUUCAGGGGUCAUUGAGGACAGUUCAGGGGACAUUGGGGAGAGUCCAGGUGUUCUUGAGGAGUCUGGGAUUUGUUGAGGAGUCUAGGGGUUAUUGAGGAGUCCGGGAGUCGCUGAGGAGUUCAAGGUUCGUUGAGGAGUUCAGAGGUCGUUGAGAAGAUCCAGAGGUUGUUGAGCAGUCCAGGUUACUGGGGAGGGUCCAGGGACUAUUGAGGUAAUUGAGGAGAGUCGGGGAGUUGUUAAGGAGUCCAGAUAUUAUAGAUAUUGUUGACGACGGGGUUCCUGUUAUAUGAAAACUCUGAGCAACAGCUAACACAGGCACACAGGAGAAGGUGUUUCCAGAUUUCUUUCACUGCAGUUAAUGUGUAGCCUACAAACUGUGAGCAGAGUUAAAAAUCUCCCAGACAGAUUUGUCUGCUGUCCCUGUUGAGUAACAGCGCCCUCUGCAGGCUUUGCACUAAAAAGCACCCUGUCAGGUCUCAUUUGAUACAACUGACUGAAAGUUCACUCUUAGUCCUGACAGAUUCUGUAUUUUUAUCUUCAUGUUCAGACUCAGACCAACAGUGCAUGUGUCUGCCAGCAGGAAUUGUGUCAUACACUGAUUUUUUUUUUAAUUGAUAUCAUAUAUUAGUGUUUAUGAAGGUUUCUGUCGGACUAACGCACUGUUGGAUUGAGUCUGCACAUGAGCUUUGUGUAUGUGUGUGUGGCUGUGUGUGUGUGUGGCUGUGUGUGUGUGUGGCUGUGUGUGUGUGUGGCUGUAAAUUAUUGUUUGAAGUGUAAACAUGUUUCCAGUGCAGAAUCCUAGUGUUUAUGUGGAAAUAAAUAUCAGUCAUGUAGGCAGGAAAUAUUUCCUACUCUUGUUUCAUAGUCAUACUUCUGUUUGUGUGUUCAGUGUUUCCACAGAAAUGUCAUGUUUUCAUUUCUUUGAUGUGUUUCUUUAGAAGGAGCUAAAGAGGAAAUGUAUUUUCCAAAUGGGAAAACAUCGGCCGCAGAUGCUUAGCAACUCAAAUGUCAAAUAACAGUCACAGUUCAAAGGAAAAUGACUGUUGCUCCACUGAUCAUAGAUCUGUUACGACAUCAGGCUGACAUUAGACGCUGACGUCCCCCGACGCUGCCAAGCAGUUACACUAUAACAUCGACCAGCCACAUGUCACGCCUAUGUGAAAAGACGGCUUUUUUCGUCAGUGUCUGACUACCCAAGUGCUGGAUUUCGAGUUCGGACUGAGACCAGG